GUAAAGCUAUGGGACAUCCCAGCCAACGGUGUCUAUCAGAACAUGACCCUCCCUAGGAAGGUGCUUCAGGGUCACAGCCGCAGAGUCAACCUGAUAGAAUGGCACCCUACUGCUCGGGAUCUACUGGUCAGCGCAGCCUACGACUACAAGGUGAUGGUCUGGGAUGUGUCAGUGUGUGACUCAGUGCUGAGGAACCCAGUAUGUGUUAUUUCUGUUCACACUGAGCUGGUUCUCUCCAUGUCCUUCAACAAUGACGGCAGCUCUCUAGCUACCACCAGUCUGGACAAGAAGAUCCGAGUCAUGGACCCACGCACUGGGCGCCUCAUACAGGUGUCCAGCAGUAAACUCCACAGGGCCAAUAAGGUGGUGUUUAUUGGAGACCAGAACAUGCUGUUUUCUACUGGCAGCUCACCAUGGAACCAAAGACAGAUCACAUUAUGGGAUCCGGGUGAUCUGUCAGAGCCGCUGUCAGAGGAGGAGGUGGAUGGAGGUGCAGGAGUCCUCUUCCCAUUCUACGACCCCGAUACACACAUGCUGUACCUGGCUGGCAAG
Oncorhynchus masou masou (cherry salmon) is the source of this 552-nucleotide messenger RNA. Its product is annotated as coronin-2A-like. The record is from RefSeq and is a predicted model, not a curated record. The transcript has 4 exons. Gene Ontology annotation, molecular function: actin filament binding. Lineage: Eukaryota; Metazoa; Chordata; Actinopteri; Salmoniformes; Salmonidae. The annotation marks the transcript as partial.